UCAUUAGGAGACUCUAAAUAGCACAGAAAACUUAAAACAGUUUUUAUUAAGCAGUGGAAUUUCGGAAGAUGCCGUCAACAUUCUAAAAGAUACCCGAAACAGAGUGGAUUAAAAAGUGAUCCGUUUUUGUAAAAAUACAUUCACAUAUUACUUCUGAUUUGCUUUUAUUUUUAAAUUUAAAAUAUAACUUUCAAUAUUAUAACAAACACAAUGACUUUACUUAAAUGUUUUAAAUGUGGAACGUUAUCAACCACAAUUAGGCAAUUUUCUUUACAUUUUUGUCGUCAUCAUGCUAUUAUAGUUAGCAGAUCUUACUCAUCAGGGUUUUAUUGUAAACAAGAAAAUUGUGAUAAACAUUUUUUAAGAUUUGAUUCUUUACUUCGUCACAUUAAAAAAUGGCAUGUUGUCUGUGAUGAGAUAUGCUAUUCAGAUAUCCACUCAUUCAUGAAAUCUAAUAAUCCCAAUACUUCAGAAAAGAUAGAAAUACAAUUCUCAAAAGAAGAAAUACAUGAAAAUAAAGAUUAUGAUAGUAUUAAUUUUUAAGAAUCAUUAAAAGAAUUUGAUCUCUCCAAGAGUGCACGAAAAUUUAUUGCGAAUUUAAGAAUAUUGUCCAAUUUUACUGGUACAGCUAUAGCUGCUAUAACAAAUGCAGCACAGUGCUUAGUUUCUGAUAUUUCUGAUUUUAUUCGUGAGGAAAUGUUUAAUUUUUGUAAAAAACAGAAUACAAGCAUAGAAUCUUCUGAUAUUCAGGAACUAUUAAAUAAGUUAAAUUUUGACAAUUUAUUUGAGAAAACUGAUACCUUACAAGCUCAGAUAAAAGUGGUCAAGAACACUUAUCAUUAUAUAUGAUAAACUCAGUUGAAAUACUUCUUGGAUUCAGAAUGCAGCAAUAUUUUGAUAGAAAAGAACAAAUGUGGGUACAAAAAAAAAUUUAUGAGACUUUUCAGUAUGUCCCAAUUAUUGAAAUGUUGAAAUUAAUAAUGUCUCACUCAUCCAUGCGGAAUUAUGUUCGUUCUGAACAAAACAGCUCAGAUAAUUUACUUGUAACUUUUAGAGAUGGAAUCAGUUAUAAACAAUAUCCAUUUUUUCUACGUUAUCCAGACGCAUUAAGAAUUCAACUGUAUUAUGAUGAUGUAGUUGUUAAUAAUCCAUUGGGCUCUAAAGUUUAUCCUCACAAAAUUGGAGCUUUUUAUUUUGUAAUUCAAAAUUUGCCUCAAUAUAUUAACUCUUCUUUGGGAGGAAUUCAUAUUCUUAGUUUGUGUCAUACUGCUGAUAUUCAAAAAUAUGGCAUGAAAGCUAUAUUUAAACCAUUUUUGCUGGAUUUAAAUAAACUUGAAAGUGACAAUGGUGUAAAUGUUAUAUAUAAUGGAACACAUUUCGUAUUAAGAGCAAGUAUUGCUGCAGUUUGUGCUGAUGGAUUGGCCCCGCAUCAGUUAUUAGGAUUUUUAAGUCCAUCUGCUAAAUAUUUUUGUAGACUUUGUAUGAUCAAUAGAGAUGACUUCAAGAAUAAUAGAAAUUUAAAUGUUGUUUCUUUACGUACAAAGCAGCUACAUGACAAACAAUUAAAAGAAAUAAAUACUCAACAAACAUUAAAAGAAAUUGAAAAUUCUAAAACAAAGUCAGGUAUUCUAGAAGAUAGUGCAUUACAUUCUUCUCGCUUUUUUCAUUGUACAAAUAAUUUUGUCUUUGACCCUAUGCACGAUAUUUUAGAAGGUAUCGCACCAAUGGAAUUAAAAUUGGUUUUGCACUAUUAUAGCACUUGUGAUGAUUAUAAUUUUAACAUAGAUAUGUUCAACAACAGAAUAAAUUUAUUUCGAUAUGGUUUACCAGAAAAUAAAAAUAAACCUUCCGUAAAUUUUUCUUCAGCUUCUAUUAAAUAUCAAAAGGAUUACAAACUUUCACAAACUGCUGUGCAAACAUGGUGUUUAUUAAAAGUUUUUCCCUUCGUGGUUUCAGAUUUAGUACCUGAAAAUGAUAAAUAUCUAUCGUUAAUUUUAAUAUUGAAUAGAAUAAACGAAAUAGUAUUUGCUCCAAAAUUGACACGCUCUAUUUUGCCAUAUUUAUCAGAAUUAAUUGAGGAAUACAAUUGUUUAUUCCGAGAAUUAUUUCCAGCUAUAAGUCCAAUUAAUAAGCAUCAUCAUUUAACUCACUACCCUCAGUGUAUAUCUUUUUCUGGUCCUUUACGUUGGCUAAAUUGUUUACGAUUUGAAGCAAAACAUAAUUUCUUAAAAAAAUAUGCAUCUAUUGUAUGAAAUUUUAAAAAUAUUACAAAAACAUUAAUUAAUUAUUGCCAGUUAUCUCAAUGCGCAGUUUGGGGUACUAAUGAAGAGCCGAGAAUCAAAUUAAAAUUUGUUAACGGAUCUAAAGUUUAUGUUGAAAAUACUUAUUGCUGGCAGCAAUUAUAUCACAUGAAAUAUCAGGCAAAGACAAAAUUAUUAAAGUUGAUAAAGCAAAGGUUUACAGUACAGAAUAUCGAAAAGGUUUGUUUGUUGCUAUCGACAAUGGAGUACAAGAAAAUAGUGAAAUUACAUUUGGUUGUAUUCAAGAAUUAAUAAUACUAAAAGAUGAUCAAUUGUGGUUGUGGUGUGAAGAAUGGCAGUAUCUUGGUUAUAAUAAAUCAUUAAAUGCUUACUAUGUAUAUCCUAAAUUAGAUUCAUAUAGAUUUGUAAACACUGAUGAGUUAUGUGAUCUGAAACCAUUUGCAUUAUGGACUGAUUUUAAGACUAAUUUGUCUUGUAUUGUUCUGCAUCAUAUAUUAUUAUAAAAAUGUUUUAUGACUAUAUCUUGUAUAUAAUCGCACUUUUUUAACUUUCAUCUAUAUAUCUAUCUACAUAUAUUAAAAUUUUAAUUCAUUCAUCUAAGUGUCUUGUACAUAUAGAUAUUCUGUUUUUUAUUU
Formica exsecta is the source of this 2896-nucleotide messenger RNA. RefSeq lists its product as uncharacterized. Lineage: Eukaryota; Metazoa; Arthropoda; Insecta; Hymenoptera; Formicidae. The record is from RefSeq and is a predicted model, not a curated record. The transcript is spliced from 2 exons. Bases 846 to 2252 code for a protein of 468 amino acids.